Messenger RNA from Eleginops maclovinus (Patagonian blennie), 2839 nucleotides. RefSeq names its product neuropeptide Y receptor type 4-2-like. The transcript has a single exon. The coding region runs from base 93 to 1448 and encodes 451 amino acids. Lineage: Eukaryota; Metazoa; Chordata; Actinopteri; Perciformes; Eleginopidae. Gene Ontology annotation, molecular function: neuropeptide Y receptor activity; neuropeptide binding. Gene Ontology annotation, biological process: G protein-coupled receptor signaling pathway. Gene Ontology annotation, cellular component: neuron projection; plasma membrane. The record is from RefSeq and is a predicted model, not a curated record.
GCUUCCUGUCUCUUUGUCUUAGAUGCAUGUUUUAAGAGGACUGGGAUGGACAGUUGGAUCCUGAGGGCUGGUGACACUGAAGUUUCGGUGAGAUGUCCUUGAGUGGCAAUGUAAGCCAUUCUUCUCCACCAGCUCUGCCUCUGCCCUUCAACAGCUCCACCUCUUUACACUCCCUAGCAUGGGGGGAUGAAAGAAGCACUCACGAGUCUGUGCAGGAGUGGUUGGGGAAUAAGACUCAGCUCCUCUCAGACCUCGCUGUUGUCGGGCAUGAUGAGCAGUGCCCUAUGUCUCCUGUCCUCACGGCGUGUCUUGUAGUUUGGUACAGCAUGACAAUGGUGCUGGGGCUUGUGGGAAACAUCGGCCUCAUCUGCAUCAUCGCCCGUCGCAGGGAGAAGGUCAAUGUCACCAGCAUUUUCAUCUGCAACCUGUCAUUCUCUGACAUCCUGGUGUGUGUUUUCUGCCUUCCCUUCACUGUGAUAUACACACUAAUGGACCAUUGGGUGUUUGGCUCGCUGCUGUGCCGGCUGGUGCCGUUCAUCCAGUGUGUGUCUGUUACCGUGUCUGUGCUGUCGCUGGUGUUCAUUGCUCUGGAAAGACAUCAGCUCAUCAUUAACCCCUCUGGGUGGAAACCGAGCAUCCCUCAGGCCUACAUGGUGCUUGUUCUCAUUUGGAUUCUGGCCUGCUUCACUUCCUCACCUUUCCUGGCCUUUCAGCUGCUAACAAGCGAGCCGUAUACUAAUGUAAUGCUGCCCCAGUCUCCACUCUAUCACCAAGACCUUCCUUAUCUCAAUACAUCUAAUCCUCAACCUGUUUCCUUCACAUACAUAAACUCAUCUUCCCUUACAAAUUCAUACCGUGCCCUCUUUUCUUAUGCUCCGAUCUCUCCGCACAUGGAGGCCUGUCUGGAGCACUGGCCUUCCCAGCAGCACCGACUCGCUUACACCACAUGGCUCCUGCUGUUUCAGUACUGUUGUCCUCUACUGUUGGUCCUGCUCUGUUAUGUUAGGGUUUAUGUGCGCCUUCGUCAUCGCAAAGAUAUGCUGGACCGUGCCAGGACCCCAGAGAGCCAACGCAUGACAAAUAGCCGCCGGAUCAACAUCAUGCUAGUGGCCCUCAUCACAGCCUUUGCCCUUUGCUGGCUGCCGCUCACCAUCUUCAAUGUGGUGUCAGACUGGAACCAGGAGGCUCUUCCCAUCUGCCACCACAACUUGCUGUUCUCCCUCUGCCACCUGCUGGCCAUGUCCUCCACCUGCAUCAACCCCAUUAUCUAUGGCUUCCUCAACUCCAACUUUCGGCAGGAAGUGAGAGAGGUGCUCCUGCACUGCCGCUGCAUCCCUUUAGAGGAAGAGUGCGAGCGUUUCCCAAUGUCCACUGUGCACAUGGAGGUGUCCCGCUCCUCCGUGCCUCUAACCUGCAGGAGCAACUCUCUCUUUGAUAUAACAGCCUGAAUGAUGCUGCACUAGAAGGAUAUAGACAGAUAAACUGAACUACAGGACUAAUUCCUGUGUUUUUUCAUACCUUUUACGGCAGUCUAAUGGACUUGUGUGGUUUAAAGUGCAACAUGUGUGUCAGUGGUUUGAAGUGAUUUUUGUGCUACAAUGUUAAUUAAUCUUAUUCUGUAGUAGAAGUAGGAAGUUUAUUUAUGUAGAAAAAAAGAUCAACAGAAUGUCAUUUCAAACAAAUAUGUUGCUGUGCCCCUGGAUAUUUCAAACAAAUUGUAGUUCAUAGAAUACAAGAAAUCAACACAUUUUACCAUUUUGUACUAACUGAUCAAACGUGUUUCCUGUUGGGUGCAAAUUAAACUGUGAUUUCAGAGAGUGGAUGCCUCAUCCCAAACAUCUUAAAAAUCAAACAAAUGAGGGAAGAUCUUUCUCAAUAAAGAUGUAAUCCAUUCAGUAAAGUUUUAAACAAUUAAGCUGUUCUCAAGGCUUGUGGUGGACUAACAAACUAUAUAGACUUUCUUAUACAGUAUGUAUUUCUUUGUAGUGCUGCUGUUGUAUUUCUUAGAUUUUAUUACUUAUUUUGUAUUUAUGGAAUUUGUGCUGUGUUGGAGUUGCUACAGUGAAGAAAAACAAAAGGUGUCAUUAAUGUGAUUCAUAGAGGUAAAAUAUACCAUUUUAUAAUAUUGUUAGACAUUUGGAUUAGAUUUAUUAAAAUAUAUAAAAAAGCUGUGCUUUUAAUGGAUGUUGAAUUGUGUACAAUUAUAGCACAGUGAAGGAUAGUUAUAGAGGUGUACUACAUUCUCAAAUAUCUUAAAAGUAUAACGAUUAAGUAUUGUCUAUCUGUCUAAUUCAAAUUCUUAUAACUGUGAUUAAGUGAGACUGAUGCUAAUAUAGUCAUGUAUAUGUGCCUGGUUUAAUAAUGAAAUUACAACCAUAUGCUGUAUAUUUGUACUACCUCAAAUGCCUUAUGCUUUGUGUUAAAUAUUUUAAAUAAUGUAACUUUUAUUAAGCUAAUGAAUGCACUUAGAGUUAAACAAUUUACACUUCUAUUAAUUCGAGUGUGUGUGUGUGUGUGUGUGUGUGUGUGUGUGUGUGUGUGUGUGUGUGUGUGUGUGUGUGUGUGUGUGUGUGUGUGUGUGUGUGUGUGUGUGUGGUUGUUCUCAAGUGCACUUCAAAUCAGCACUUUUUUUCCUUGAUGUUCAUUUUUCAUUAUGUUUAUAUUGUUACAGCUAAUUAUAUUGAUGUCAAUCGCAUUGUUGUAAAAGUAUCUCCGUUCAGAUGGUGCAAAUAUCUUUAAAACAUGUUUGAUAUAUUUCUUAUACAUUUCUAGUGUGUUGUUCUUUCACACUCACAGAGAACUUAGAAGUGUAAAACAUAAACUUUGUCAAAUGACUUCG